GGCGCCUAAUUUUCUCGUUUCAACUCCCAACGCCAACUGGCGAACUCGGCAUUCCAUAGUUGAACUCCAUCCUUCUCCUCUCCUCUCUGCUCCGUCUCGAAUUUCUAGUGUUUGGCAGAUUCGAUCUCGAGCUUCGAAGAUGCAGAAGCUUGGAUUUCCGAGCAUGAAGAGCUUGAACCAGCUCAAAGCACCGUCUGGAUCGUCUUCAGGGACCGGAAAGGCCAUCUCCUUCUCUGCGCGCAACACCUCAGAUUCACUCGCGAUGGGAAGCUUCGCCAAUUUGAAGGUCACAGCAGAGAAGCUGGUGAAAGAGCAGGCUUCCGUUAAGACUGAUCUCGAGAUGGCGAAUACGAAAUUGAAGAAAUCAAUGGAGCUUGUCCGUGCACUGGAGGAAAAAUUGCAGACUGCUUUAACUGAAAAUACUAAACUCAAAGUGAAGCACAAGGAGGACGAGAAGCACUGGAAAGGAUUGGAGUCCAAGUUCUCUUCAACGAAAACAUUAUGUGAGCAGCUUACUGAAACUUUGCAGAUCUUAGCUGGACAAGUCCAGGAUGCUGAGAAGGAUAAGGAGUUCUUUGAAGACAAGCUUUCUGCAAGUUCAGCUGCUUUCGAUAGUCUAAAUCAGCAAAUGAAAGAUCUAUCCCUUAAGUUGGAGUCUCAAGAGGAGACUAUAAGAAAGAGAGAUAAGGAACUGGAGGAGCUAAGAAUUCAGAAAGAAGAACGGGAAACUGCCUACAGGGAUGAACAGAGAAGGACAUCCAGUCUCAUUGAGGACAAAGAUUCCAUAAUCAGGAAGACUGAAGCAUGUUUAGAAGCUAAUGGAGUAGCCAUGGAGAGAUUGAACUCUAAGCUGAAGGAGAAGCAUUGUCAAUUGACAGUGAAGGAAGAUGAAACCCAGCGUUUGAUUGCCAGUCAAGAUAAAUUGGAGAAAGAUAAAAAUGACCUUGAGUUGAUCAAAGAUGAGCUUGCAAGCAAACUGGCUUCAUCAAUCCAGGAAAUGAGAACCCUUGAAGGAUUUGUGCAUCUGUUCUCAGAGCAGUUGGUUGCACUGAAUGGUCAAAGCUCGGCUCUCUCAGACAAGUUUGAUGAGCUAAAUGCAAUGCACGACUCUAGGUUGAAGUUGACUGAGGAGAAAAUGGAUUUCACAGUUAAACUUGCUCAGAGAAAGCAUGACCAACUCCAAGACAAUCUCUUCUGCACGAGAUCUGAGAAAGAUGCUUUGCAUCUUUUGAAUGAGGAGUUAAAAAAUAAGGUAAAAGAGCUGGAGAAAGUCCAUGAGUCUACCAUGGCUCAGCUUUCCAAGGAAAACUGUUUAGCAGGAGAGAAAAUCCAAGGAUUGGAGGCUGAAGCAAAAGAUUUGAUUUCUAAGAAGAUAGAGGCUGAAUUGUUGAUUGCUAAAUUGGAAGGGGACAUUGCCUCCUUAUCGGAAGCUGCAAGAUCAUCUGAAAAUAUGAUGAAAGAUUUGUUGGUCAAAAUUUCAACACUGGAGGUGGAGAACAAAGAGAGCACCGAAAAGUUCCUGGGAGAACUGCAGAAGAAAACUGAAGACUUAGAAGCUCUUCAAAAGGAGAAUGAGAAACAUAAGCAAGAGGAAGAUUUGUUAAAUAAACAAGUCAAUGAGCUUCAUAAUCUUUUACUGGAGAAGGAACAACUUAUUUUGCGAUAUAUUGACAAAGAGAGAAUUCUCGAAGAGCAAAUCUCAGAGAAUCAAGGACUGCUCACUGAAGCUGAAAGUAAACUUGCUGAAUUGAGAAAGCAAUAUGAUGUUAUGCUUGAGAGCAAACAGAUUGAGUUAGCAAGACAUUUGAAAGAAUUGUGUCAGAGGAAUGAUCAGGCCAUCAAUGACAUUAGGAGAAAGUAUGAAGUGGAGAAGCAGGAGAUUGUCCAUCAAGAAAAAGACAAGGUGGACAAAGUUCUUGCAGAAAUGGAAAAGAAGUAUGAAAAAGAACUGGCAGAACGCAUAGCAGAGUCAAAACAGAACUUGACACGCAUGCAGGAGGAGCAUGCUGCUCUGGUCAGUCAAAUCCAGAAGGAGAACGACAAAAAGGAGGCCAUCCUUAAAUCUAAACAUAGUGAAGAGCUGAAACUUUCUGAACUGCAAGCUGAAAAUGAGCUGAGAGAGAGAACCAAGUUGCUCAGGAAUGAACAUGACGCUCGGAUGAAAGCUGUGAUGUGUGAGCAUGAAGAUGAAUGUAGGAGGCUCCUGGAGGAGUUAAAUCUGCAGAAGACCAAAGAAGAGAGACAGAGGGCAUUGCUGCAAUUACAGUGGAGAGUAAUGGGGGAGCCACAGGAGGACCAAGAAGUCCACUCAAAAAAGGAAUACUCAGUCUCUUCAAAAAUGAGGAACCCGGUCGGUGGAAGAGGUAGGAUGGUCGCCCCAAGGAUGGAAAAUGAAGAAGAUGAGGAGCAGGAUUCGCCUCUCCCAGAAGCAGCUCAAACACCAGUAUCGAAAUUGUUAAAGAAAGUAGAGCAUGCUAAUCCAGGAAACAUAGAUGGUGUUCCUAAGCAUAGCAAGAAAGUGACACAGCGUGAAUAUGAAGUUGAGACAACAAAUGGAAGAACGGUUGCUAAAAGAAGAAAGACAAAAGGCACAGUUAUGUUUGAGGGUCCAAGAAAGAACAAGAAGUUGCCUUCGCAAACAAUUGGCACCCCAAAAGACGGAAAGGUUAUUCAGCCGGUCAGCCGUCCCCGUGCUUCAAACAUAGGUGAUCUGUUCUCGGAGGGCUCAUUAAAUCCAUACACAGAUGAUCCUUAUGCAUUUGACUAAAGCGCAGUAAGUAGCGAGCAUUCGUUGAAUUCCUUCGGUAUUUGAAAUAUUCACUAGUCUAUCAUUCUGAAUUCACUGCUCCUGUCAACCUGCUGGAUCACUGUGGAAUCUUUCCAGGUGGAGCAUCACCAAAUUUUUACCAGCAUUACAUUUGUACAAUUCUACUUGCUUUCUGAUAGUUCUCAGGGCCUACUCACUUCGUGAUGUGUCUGGGAAGUGCAAAAUGAUGGAUCAAACUACAUUUUAAGGCCAAGAUCAGGCAUAUAGAUCUUGGUGUACUCACCUGGGAACAAGAACUCUCUGCAACCAAUCUCUCCUGAGAUCCCCAGGGGUGAAAUAUUAGCAUCUGCACUGCAAAAGGGAAACCUUACACGGAAUUAUGAUGCAAUCUUUUGGCCAUUUUCGGCACUUGUAAUUCCAUAUGACUCAGAGCACAGAUAUUAGGUUCCUGAAGUGUACUGAUUACCACAUUGACCGGAACCAUAAUAAUGUCUCAGGUCAUCUUCCCUGUGAGUACGUAGUGGGGCGCUGCUCUUCUUGUUGGUUUGCAUGGCUUUCUUUUUGUAUGAGAAAACUUGACAUGUCUGCUAGUCUUUUGGCUAGCACCACGGUUUGAUUCA
Molecule: messenger RNA, 3387 nt
Organism: Punica granatum (pomegranate)
Lineage: Eukaryota; Viridiplantae; Streptophyta; Magnoliopsida; Myrtales; Lythraceae
Source: RefSeq, a predicted model, not a curated record